Molecule: messenger RNA, 6714 nt
Organism: Dictyostelium discoideum AX4
Lineage: Eukaryota; Evosea; Eumycetozoa; Dictyosteliales; Dictyosteliaceae
Product: U3 snoRNP protein
Exons: 4
Coding region: 1-6714 (2237 amino acids)
Source: RefSeq, a predicted model, not a curated record
AUGACAACAUCAUUAGAUAAACAAUUAUUACAAGUUAAAGAAAAGAUACAUUAUGUAGAUGUAUCAAAGAAAAGAGAUUCAUUAUUAUUUGGAGCAGUUGAAGCAGCCAAUAUUGAUUUAGAUUCAGUGUUGGCAAUGGGACAAGAAGGUUUAAGUGAAUUGAUAAAUAUAGAUUCAAGAUUUAAAUGUUUUCAAUUGACAUUGUUUUCCGAUAAUUCAAAAUCAUUCAAUAGAGUCUUGGAGAACAAAGAAGAAAAUAACAAAAUUGAUAUUGAAAUUAAUAAAUUUUUAGAAUUACAAUCAAAUUAUUUCCUUUUAUCUUCCGCUCAUAAAUCAUUAGAAUGGUUAAUUCGUAGAUAUAGAAUUAAUGAAUUCAAUAUAGAUUCAAUCAUCUCCUCAAUUAUACCUUAUCAUGAAUCAAAUAUUUUUGCUAAAUUUUUAUCAAUUUUAAGAUUUGAGUUUAAUAAAAAAUGGCAAUUUUUAACAGGAGUACAAGAAAAUAAAGUUUAUAUACCAAGAGAAUAUUUCAUUGGUGUUGUUGGGUCACAUCCAUUCUUUUUAGAAUUUAUUUACAGUACAAUUGAAAAUUAUGAUAAAAAAGAUGUCAUGUCAAAACCGUUAAUCUCAUUUUUUACCGCUUUUUUAAUUGAACUUUUAUCUGCAAAUACUACAUCAUACAUUAGAGAUACUUUAUCAUGUUUAACAAAAUGUUUAAAGAGUAAAAAUAGUGAUUUACAACUUUCAAGUUAUAUGAUCCUUAGUAUUAUUGCUUCAAAGGUUACACUUUCAAAGGAUGUAAUUGAAUUAUUAUUUAAAACUACAUUGAAACAUUGUACCAACAAUUUUAGUCAAGCUUUCACCUUCUUAAUGGUUUUAUUCCAAAAACAAAAGUUUGAUUCAUUACCAAAUGAAACCUUAAAAACUUUAGUAUCAAUUCCAGCACUUUUUGAAAUUUUAUUAGAUUUCAAUUCACAAGAGAAAUCAUUAGAUAGAGUAUUAUUAAUUUUAUUUAAAUAUUUAUCAAAGAGUUGCAUUGAAUCAGCAGAAAGUUAUACAUUGUUAAGUCAAUUAAUUGAGGAGUUGGUUCCAAUUUCAAAUCAAUACCAUGUUUUAAUCUUUAAUACUUUAACAAAAUCAUAUUUAGCAACUACUAAAAAUUCAAGUAAAGAUGAAGUUGAUGAAUCAGUUAUAAAUAUUUUAAGAUCAUUAAAUUCUGAAGUUGUUCAAGAUGAAUUUAAAAAACUUUCAAAUAAUAAUAAUAAUAAUAAUAAUAAUAAUAAUAAUAAACAAAAACUAAAUGAGAUUAUAAAAUUACAAAAAUCAGUACUUCAACAAAAAACAAUUACAACAUCAUCAUCAAAUACUAUUUUCUUAAAAUUACAAAGUAAUAUACCAUCAGAACGUAAAGAAGGUUUAACAUUAUUUAAAAAGGAGUAUUGUUCAAAAACAGGAAAAGAAAAAGAAGAGACAACAACUAGUACUGAUUUCAAUAGUAUUUCAAAAUCAUUUUCAUCAACAAUUUAUCAACGUUUAAUUGAUUCUGAUGGUUCAAUUGUAAAGGAAGCUUGGAAUUUACCAUCAUUAAAUUUAAUAGUUUCACCAAAAGAAUUAUUAAAAGCAAGUAUUGAAUUCUUUAAAGUUCAAUCAUUCUUAAAUGAUAAGAAAUUAUUAGAUACAGUUUUAUCAACAAUAACAAGUGUAGUUGUCAAUCAAUCUUCAAAUUCUUCUUUAACACCAGAUUUUGUUUCAAUUUUAUUACCACAACUUUUAGAUAUUUCAACCACUACCACUACCACUGCCACUUCAAUAAUAAAGAAAUUAAACAAAGAUAUUCAUCCAAUUUUUAAUAAUAUUACAUCAUCAAAUAUAGAAUCAUUAAUUAAAUCAAUUUCAACAAAUUUAGAUAAAGAAUCAAAUAUUACUUUUAUAAAUCAAAUUUCAAAAUCAACUUUUUCAACUUUUAAAUCUGAUAUUUUCAUAAUAUUAAUUUUAUUAAAUUCAAUAAUAAGUUGUAAUAAUAAUAAUAAUAAUAAGAAAAAUAAUAAUAAUUUAAUUUACCAAAUGUUUAAUAUAAUAGUAGAAAUUUCAAAAUCAUAUUUAUCAAAAGAAGAAUCAAUCAUAACUAAUAUUAAUAAUUUACAAGAAGUUUAUAAAAUAAUUAAUGAAAAUAAUAAUAAUAAUUUUAAUUUAAAACAACAAAUUAGUUUAAUUUGUUCAUUAUUAUCAAUAGCGAUUGAUUCUUUAUUUACAAUUUCACCAGAACAAUUUAUGAAACAACUUCAAAAUUCAUCGUUAUCAUCUUCAUCAAAUACAAUUGAGGAGAAAAUGAUUAAAGAAAUUCAAAAUAUUUGUAAAUUAAUAUUUAAUAGUAAAAUUACAAAUAUUGAUUUAGUAUUAAGAAGUAUUGUAAAGAAAUUCUUUGGUAAUCAAUUAGUAUUCUUUAAAUUUUUAUCACAAUUUUGGGAAGUCAAUGAAAAUAGUGAAAAUCAAGAUAUUACAACCAUUUAUCAAUCACUUUGCCUUAGUGGAAUUUUAGUAAACUCAAAAUCAUUCAAUCGUUACCUUAUAAAUAAUAAUCAAGCAGUAGCUUUAAUUCCAUAUUUAUUAUUAUUAAAAAAUCAAGAUUCCUCAAUUAGAUCAACUUCCCUUGAUUCAAUUCAAGAGAUUUAUAAACAAAUUAAGUCUUCAUCAAUUGAAGCAUCAUCUUCAACAACAACAUCAAAUAGAUUAAAUUUCUAUACAUCAAAUCAACCAACUAUUGAAUUAAAAGUUUUAAUUAAAUUCUUGGCUCAAUUGGUUCAAUAUAAGAAUGAAAUUACAAUGGAUAAAACAUUUUUGGAUAGUUAUUUCUCAAAAGUUUUAUUCAAUUCUCAAAUUAGUUCAAGUUCUAAAGCUUCUUCAAGUAGUGAUGAUGAUGAUGAUGAUGAUGACGAUGUCGAUCAAGAUGUAUCAAAAAUGACUAAACAAGAUAUUGAAUUAAUUGGUAAAUUCUUAAUUUCAAGUUCAUUACUUAUUGAAUCAUUAUCAAGUAGAUUAACAAUGUUACAAUCAUUACAAUCUAUUAAAGAUGAUGUUACAUUUGUUGAAGUUACCAUCAACUAUAUUAGCCAAUUAUUGGAGAAUGUUAAAAAUGCCACUCUUACAUAUGAUGAAUCUUUAAUUUUAGAUAUCCUCUUAAAGAGAUUAGGUCAAACAUCAGUACUUACAAAUCCAAAAACCAAGAAACAAUCAUUAUCAUUAUUCAUUUCAUCUUUAUCAAUUUCAAAUGAAUUAGAUUUGACUAUUGCUGGUGGUGGUAAUGAUAAACCAAUUAAAUAUACACCAUUGGUUGCCUUAAUUGGUUCAAUUAAUAAAUCAUUAUUAUUAACUGUACCAGUUAAAGAACAAAUUGGUAUUGUUGAAACAGUACUUUCUUAUUUCUUCUCUGAGAGUAAUCAAAUUAAACAAUUGGCAAAGAAUACUUUAUUAUCCGUAUUAGUCGAUGCAACUGUUAUUUUACCAAUGUUAUUACCAGAGAAACAACCACAACAACAACAACAAUCUACAACAUCUUUACCAAUUCCAAGAUAUAAUUCAUUAUUUGAAUUGAUUAGAUUAAAUUCAUCAAAAAUUAAUGGUAUUUCAAUUUUAGUAACACCAAUUUUAUCAAUUAUUAAAAAGAUGGAAACUAGUAUUGUUGAAAAUGUUGAAAAGGAUGCAUUGGAAUAUUGUAAACAAUUGGCUAUGGCAUCACUUGGUUCAAUUAUUGAUUGUUCCAGUGUAAAGGAUGUUAAGAGUUUGGAAACUUCAUUUGAUAUUUCAAUUAUAAUUAAAUGUGUUGAAUCAUCAAAUAAUCUUCAAACUUGUAGUAGUGCAUUAAUAUUACUCUCAAACAUGGCUUCUAAAUUCCCACAAAAAUUAUUCAAAUUUAUGGAAUCAAUUAUAAAGAUGAUUAAAUUCGUAUUGACCAAUGGUGAUGAUAAUUUCUCAUUCAUGAUCUUGGAGAGAUUCUUAAUUCAAUUAUUACCAAGUUUGGUCAAACAAGGUAUUUCAUUGGUUCAAAUCUUUAAAUUAUUCUUGGAUUCGUUCUCUUCAAUUCCAAAGAAAUUCCGUUUACAAUUAUUCAAUUGUAUUUGUCAAUCGGUCGCUUAUAAACAGUUACAUAUAUUGUUUAGUUUAAUUCUUACAAAGAAGAUUCAAGAUUUACGUAUUAUCACUAAUAAAUUGAAACAUUUAGAUAAAGAUACCAUAAUGAGCUCUGAUGAACAAAUUAAAGAAGAGAUCGAUUAUGAACAAUUCAAUGAAUUCAUUUCACAAUUCUCUGAUCAAAUUCCAGUAUUGGAAAUGUCAACAAGUUUAGGAAGCCUUUGUCAAUCUAUUAAUUUAAUCUCAAUUGAGUCUGGUAAUUGUGUUGAAGCGCUAUCAGAAGAGGAGGAAGAGAUUUGUUCAUUACUUUCACGUAAUAAUUCAAAGGAUAAUCGUUUACUUCAAGCCAAUACAUUGGAUUUCAUUUGUGAACGUUUAUCAUCAAAACUUUAUUUGGACAGUUUCAGUUUCGAUUUAACUAGUCAACAAAAAGAACUCGUCGAAACUAAAUAUCUCGGAGCAUUUGAAAAUCUUUUAAUCCUUUUGAAAAAGACCACUGAAUAUAGCGAGAAAACAUCAAAUAUCAAACUUAAUGGUAGUGCCAAUAGUAUUAGUAUUGCAAGUGGUAAGGAUAAAUUCAUAAAGAAACUUUUAUCCUCAAUUAAUCUUUGUAUGGAUCGUUAUGGUCAAUUACUUAGUGUCAAAGGUUUCAUUAGUACAAUCACUCAAUUACUUAAUCAUAGUGAUAGUAAUGUACGUCGUCGUUCAUUGGUUAUCUUUAAUGAGAAGAUUACAUUGGUCAAGGAUGAUCUCACUCAAGACCAAGUCAAUCAAUUCCUCUCACUCAUUGAUUCGUUCACUCGUAUCAUCGAUAGUCAAAAUGAAACUGAAACCAAUAAACAAACAUCACUCUUGUCAUUUGAAAUUUUAGCACGUAAUUUCUCGACUACCAAUGCCACCGCUUUCCUCUCACAAAUUCCAAUCAUCAUUAAGUCCAUGGGUCAUAGCAGUCAUCAAGUGGUUUCCUCAUCUUUGAUUUGUAUCGCUACACUUUGUUGUGAACUCCAAGCAAAGACCAUACCAUACAUUCCACAGUUCUUCCCUGUCUUAUUGAAUACCCUCACUGGUAGCUAUAAAACCAACGUUGAAGAAGAGAAUGAAACUCGUACUCUCUUACAAAUUAGUUGUAUCAGUUCAUUGGAGAUGAUGUUGAAUACAAUUUCAAAAUUCCUUUCACCUUAUUUACCACAAUUGUUAAAUGCAUUACUUCAUCCACGUCUCACAAGUAAUAGUAUGUUAUCUGGUAAAUUGUUUGCUCAAGUUAAACGUUUAUUAAAUAUCUUAACAAAGAAUGUAGAAUUCCGUCUCUUAUUACCUGCAAUGUUUUCUGCUUACGAAUUUGCCGUUCAAUCUGAAAAUGAUUUAUCUUUGAUUUGCUUAUUCGAUUUCGUUGGUGAUAUCUCUGCAAAUUUAGGUCCAAAAGAUAUUGCACUCCAUCAUAAGAGUAUCUUUAAAUUCUAUUUACAAUGCUUUGAAUUCCGUAAGAAAUAUAAAAAUCGUGUAAAGAAUGCUGAUAAAGUUGAAGAUCAUAUCAUUAGUUCUUUCAUGACAUUAGUUAUGAAAUUAAAUGAAAACCUUUUCAAACCAUUAUUUAUUAAAGUUUUAGAUUGGGCAUUAAAUAUUCAAAAUGGUCAACAAAAUGGUAAACAUACUGAUGAUGAUGAUGAAGAAAAUGGAAGUGAUGAUGAAGAAAGUGAUGAAGAUAAACCAAAGAAAAAGAAAUUGGUGAAUGGUAAAUCAAAAUCAACGAAAACUCAACCAGAGAUUUCAAAAGAUAAUUUAUUAUUCUUUUAUAAAAUUGUAAAUUCUUUAGCAUCAAACUUAAAAACUAUUUUUGUACCAUACUUUGGAUACUUUUUUGAUGAUUCAAUUCGUCAACUUCAAAAUAUAUAUAGUAAUAUUCCAUUUUCACAACAACCACAACAACAACCACAACAACCAACUGUAAAUGAUAACACCACCAUCACACUUUUAAACAAUAAUAAUAAUAAUAAUAAUAAUAAUAUAAAUAAUAAGAGAAAGAAGAAUCAAAAUAUAACGAAUACAACAACCACUAACAAUAAUAGUAAUAAUAAUUUAAAUAAUAGUAAUAAUAAUAAUAUUGAUCAAGAUGAAUCAAUUUUAUGUUUUGUAAUUUCAGCAUUAGAGAAAUGUUUUAUGUAUGAUACUGAUGGAUUUUUAGAUAAACAAAAGUUUGAACAAAUUUUACCAGCACUUGUUAAUCAAUUAGAUAAUCAAAUGGGUACAGUUGAAAGUUAUAAAUUAAGAGUUUCACGUUACAUCGCCCCAACCAUCACUCAAUUGGCUGUUGUUAUCAAUCAAGAUCUCUUAUGGAAACAUUUGAAUCAUACAGUUUUAAUGAAAACAAGAUCACCUUAUUCAAUCGUUCGUUACUCUUCAAUGGUUGUAGUUCAAUCACUUCACAAGAAGAUGGGUGAACAACUCUUAAUCCUUUUACCAGAAACAAUUCCUUUCAUCUCUGAAUUAUUAGAAGAUUCAGUUCCAGAAGUUGAACAAAUAACUCAAGAUGUCGUUAAAAUUAUUGAAACUCAUCUUGGUGCAGAAGAAUCAAUUUCUUCUUAUUUAUAA